CACGUGGCAGAUUUUAGAGCAAGCAUUUUCCCCGGCUAUACAUUUUCCCCGGCUAUGGCGGCCGCUCUAGUGCCUCGUCCUCUCCUUGCGCCUUCUCCCGCUUCUUCUUGCCAGGUCCAAACCCUAGGGUGUGUUAGCGGCGCCUGCUUGUCUCUCCGGCAUCAUCAGUCUCAUCUCCAUCAGCAAUGGCGGAUGCGCGCGCCCAGAGGACCGACGCCGCAUUGGAGGAUCUUUCGCGUCUUCGCUGAAUCCACAGAGGCGGCGGUCGAUUCGGAUGCGCCUGUGGCGGCCCCGGACGAUUCACAGGUUGAGCCAGAGACAGCGAAAGAAGAGGAGUCUGGGGGAGCAGCGCAAGAAGAACAAACGGAAGCAGAGAAGCUCGUCAUGAUGCUCAAGGCCGAAGGCUCCAUGCCCGACGUAUCGAUUCCAAUCGUCCAAAGCUCUUUAGAGGCAAUGGAAGACGUCAGUGAUGUGAGGAUAACUACAUUUGAAGGUUUGACGUCCAUUUCGCUCACUAAGAAGACAAUCAUCCAGGCAACAAAUGUUGCGUCGGAGAUCGUAGAUACAAUGGAAAAAGCAGGCUUUAGGAUGCACACCUUGAACUUGGCAAUUGACGAUGAGGACUGACGCUUCCUUUCCAGGUUCUUUUGGUUUCUAGUUCUUGUAAAUUCACAAGAAACCAGGGUCGUCUCUCAGUUCUCCCAGCAAGA
Selaginella moellendorffii is the source of this 710-nucleotide messenger RNA. RefSeq lists its product as uncharacterized. Gene Ontology annotation, cellular component: chloroplast. The transcript is spliced from 5 exons. Lineage: Eukaryota; Viridiplantae; Streptophyta; Lycopodiopsida; Selaginellales; Selaginellaceae. The record is from RefSeq and is a predicted model, not a curated record. Bases 55 to 627 code for a protein of 190 amino acids.